Molecule: messenger RNA, 4444 nt
Organism: Malaya genurostris
Lineage: Eukaryota; Metazoa; Arthropoda; Insecta; Diptera; Culicidae
Gene: Tango1
Product: transport and Golgi organization protein 1
Exons: 10
Coding region: 42-4001 (1319 amino acids)
Biological process (GO): endoplasmic reticulum to Golgi vesicle-mediated transport; protein secretion; vesicle cargo loading
Cellular component (GO): endoplasmic reticulum membrane; endoplasmic reticulum exit site
Source: RefSeq, a predicted model, not a curated record
GUAGUAGGAGUGAUGUGGCUUCACGGAUUGUGAGAAAAAUCAUGAAAAAGUUCAAUUUUACUGGUUUUGUACAUAUUUACUGUCUAGUUUUAGUAUUAUCUAUAGCCGGUAAUAGUGCGAAAGAAUGUGGCGAUCGGGAAUGUAAGACUCCGAUUGCAACAGCGUACGCUACCCUGAAUUAUUUUGGAGGUAUUGGUCAGAAGGUAACUUUUACCAAGAAUGACAAGCUCGAAAUUCUGGGUAGAAAUGUUGGGAAAGAUAAAGAGCUACUCGUCAGAAAGGCAGACGGUAAGGUAGGACUGGCUAGUCGUAAUUUCCUGAAAGAGAUCAAGAUUCUAGUAAAAACAGAUGAUUUGAUUUCGAUACCGGAGGAUGAGCCAACUCAAAUCAAUCCAUCGCCAACUGUCCAACCAAAUGUGAUAGAGGGAACAACGAUUCACAAUUCUGAUCCCACAGUUGAUGAACCACAGGCUAGUGUGAAUCUAGAAAUAGUUCCUUCUGCCAAGGUCAGUGAGCCAACAAGUAGUCUUCCAUCGGAACCGGAAGCUUCGCCUAGUGUAGAAAAUAAUGAACCACAAGUGAGUGAAACAGAGGAAGACAUCGGCGAAGACGACGAAACUAAUGAGGAGUCGGAAGAAGAUGAAGAAGACGAUGAAGGUGCUGAUGAAAAUGAAUCUGAUAAAGUUUCGGAUGGUACCACAGAUAAGGAAACGCCUGAAACGGCCGACAAAGUCACGCAGAACAUUGAUUCUGAAAAUGAAACUAUCUCGAUGAAUACGGAGACAAAUUCAUCAGAACAAAUAGAGAAGCAAUCAGCUGAAAAAACUGAACAAGUGGUACAAAACUCAGCCACCGAAAACGAAACAACAUCAGAUGGUUCUCAGUCCAAGAUUCUUGAGGGCACGGUAUUUUCUUUGGACACUCAAUUGUUUGAAGAAAACCAAACUGAAACCACGUUAACGGAGAAACAAACAACCGAAAUACCACUUGUUAAAGACAAUAUUACUGGAGAAAUAGAAUUCACAACUCAAAGUGGUACGGUCGAAUCAAAUGUUGAAACAGAACAAAAAUCAAAUCUUCCAGGUAAUGUAGUUUUCGAAACAACAACAGAACUUAACAAUUUAGUUGUAACGGAGGAACUCCUGGCAGUAGAACAACCUAGUUUUAGCUCAACGGAAUCAGUUGUGAAUGAUCAAAACGUAAAGGAGAGUACCAAUGGUCAAUCUACCGAAGCUGAUAUCGUUCCAGAAAUAAGUACAACUACGAUAGUACUAGAUGACGCUCGCCAAGAGAUCCCUGUAACGGAGGAACCUGAAUUAUUACCCGAGAUACCGGUGACUGUCAGUAGUAAUCAGGAAAGCUUAGAACACAAUCUGACCCCGCAGGAGUCUGAUUUACCGAAACAACCUCAUCAGCUGUUGCGCGGCGGGCUAGGUAAUUUAUUGGCUAGUUCGCAUCAUCACCACCAUCAUCAUCAUGGAAAUGGUCAUAAUCAUCAUCAUCAUCAUCAUUUGCACGGUCACGACCAUGGCCAUCAUCAACACGAGAGAACUAGCAAUGAACAGACGGAUGUGCAUGACCAUACCAACGAUGGUCCUUUCCUAGGAGGCCUUGUAAAUGAACAUACACAUUCAGAGCUAGAAAAACAAUCGGCAAACUUGAACGAGCGCCACACAGGUGUUCCCGAAGACGGCUACUGUGACCAACAGUCCUGCCCACAACCAAAUCCCGCACAGCAACCAUCAAUUCAGCACGCAAACGGAUUCCAUCAUCCCAUGGCUGGUAAUAAACAACCGCCUGUCGAUCCGGUAGCCUCACAGCAGGAAUCGCCACCGCCGGAAAAGCAUACUGUCUCGUCAACGAUUUCCGACGAGUCGGAACAAGAUGAACUGGACUAUGCUCAAAUGAUUAUUCUGGAACUGUUCAAGCUGAGCGAUUUGAUUAUACUGCUGGGGAUCACCUCUUUCACGCUUAUUGUGUUUUCGUUGGGACAUUACUUAAUCAACAAAAACCGAAAAGAGAAACCGUUGAUUUACAAGUUAAACAUGAUUGAGAGAGAUUUGAUGGCUUCGCAUAAGGAGAAUGCAAUGCUUAAAAGUGAUCUGCUGGAAACUAGACACAAACUGACCAGUAUUGAAAAUAAUUCUUUCGGAUCAAAUGACAUGGUUAUUGCGCUUCGUGAAGAGCUGGAAGAAGCCGAGCAAACAAAACUGGAACUGCAGGAACAGAUAGCUUCACUGGAGAAGGAACUCGAGAAUGCAGCGGAAGCGGGUUUGGAAUUGAAUAAAAUGGUAGCGGAAUUGCUGAACCAAAGUGGAAGCGAUUCGAUUGCGCUCACUGUAGACGAGCUGCAGAAACAAUUGAACGAACAACAGCAAACAAUUAUGUCGAUGAAUACCACAUUAGCGGACAAAAGUCGGGAAAACAGUGAGCUACAGAUUGCGCUAGCCCGUCAAACGGACAAGUUCAACCUGGAGCUGGAAGAAUUGCAGCAGCCCUUAAACGAUUUGAAGCUUGAAAAGAACAACUUGGAAAUCGAACUUAACAGCUUGAAGAGUGGCCUACAGUCGCAGGUAGAAACAUUACAGAAGGAAAGCAGUGCGGAAAUUAAUAAGCUUACCAAGGAAGUCAAAUCAUUCCAAUCCAAGUGGGAAGAAAGUAAGAAAGCAUUGAAUGCUUCCGAAGCGAAACUCGCGGCAAUGCAGGACUGUUUAAAAGACGUAAAGCGGGGCGCCGGUCUAGACGGACUAAUAGAGCACGUGGAUUUGAAGGCAGAGAUCGCAGUGCUGCAGAAGGAAAAUUUUAACCUACAGGACCGAUUGCAGGGAGAAAUAGUAGCUAGACAGCUUUUAGAGGAUCACGUGAAAAUCGUAAACGAAGAAAUAUCCGCGCUGAAAAAGGAUUACAGUCAAGCGGAGAAAGACAAAGUGGAAUCCGAAACAAGACUGGAGGUACUUUCAACUUAUUUCAAGGACAAGGAGACUCAAUUGCAGAAAGAACUGAGCAUCAAAGAAGCUAAGUGGAUGCAACAGCAAGGCGAAACGACGAGUACCGUGGAGAGGAUUCGUACGAUGCAGGAAGAGAUACAACAGUUAAACUCAGUUCAAUCGCUCAUAGAGCAGUACGAAGCACGAUCCCAAAACGAGAAACUACGUGCCGAAAUCGAAGCACAAACCACUGCCCACAAAGCUCAGUACACGGCACUGGAGACUCGUUCCCAUGAUGCAUGGCUCGCAGCUCGACAGGCCGAACGACGUCUCGACGAAGCUCGCAACGAAUCCAGUGCAUUGAGGCGCAAGUUAACUGCCCUGGGAGAUGUUUCCGUUACAAACACGACUGAUGGUAUAAUCCCGAAUCCGGUUCCGCCGGCUGACCUGAACCUUGCCGCACCCUCACCCAUACGAGUGGAGUCCCCGAAUGCCCCCAUGAUGGGUCUGCCGCCACCUCCUUUUAUGCCGCCACCAUUCGGGCCCCCGUUCAUGCCACCAUUCAUGCCUCCACCGGGACCGGGUGAAAUGCGUCCCGCUCCUCUUGGGCGGCUUAUGUCUCCACCUCCGAAUCGGUACAGUCCGAACGUAAUAGACAAUCGGGAUCGAUUUAGUCCAGAUCGUGGUCGAUAUUCUCCGGACAGCCGAUACGAUUACUCUGUGAUGUCGAACUAUGAAACAGAAACUGAUUUCAGUCCACCACCGUCGCCUCCGCCGCAUUCCCGACGGUCGAAUUAUGACCGCGAACGCGAUCAUCGGUCCGAUCGGGAGCGCGACCGGGAUUAUGACCUGCGCGACCGGGAACGGGAUGGGCGAACCAGUGGCAGUGGAGGGGCCGGUGGGAAAUAUCCGAAGGCGUUUUCACCACCCGGCAUGAGAACCACCUCCCCUCCAAUCCAGGACCCUAGGAAUAAAAAAUAUCAAGGUGGUUUCAGUUCCGGCUCCCAAGACUCGGCUGCAACCCGGAAGAGUGGCAAACAGUACCAAAGCGCUAACAGGAAACCAUCGCCUUAAAAUGUAUUCUGUAUCAUACUAAACUGAGUAUUUGUUUGCUGUUUUAUAGGCUCGAUUGUGGAGGAAUAGUGUGUUUCUGUUUAAAUUAUACGGUAGUACAACGAUUGACGAUAGCUAUAUGUAAUUUUAUUUAGCAGGCAUUUAUGGAACUUUGUUGAAUUCAGAAAUUCAGAGAAAUUAGUUAUAGUAAAGUACAGGUUAGUUCGUGUGUAACCAUUUCAUGUGGCUAUCGUUUGAAUGAAACGAAUUGGCUCUCAACCCUAGAAAAUACUGAAAAUUCUAUGGAUACCCGCUUUUAAAUGAUUUUGCAAAAGAUAUGUUACUAUAUGAAGAGAUUUAUUUGUUGUACCUUUUAUACAGAAAACGAAACAAGUUGAAAUCCUAAUUGUAUCGAUUCCGUACCGCAAAAAGAAAGAAAAAUGGUUUGCUACACAUAAACAAAA